UCUUCAUCUCUGUCAUCUCCAAGACUGCAACUUUGAAAUUUCCAAACCCCCAACUUUGCUUCUAUGACCAAAAAGAUGAAAACUUUAGCAUUGGGCCAAGCCCAAUACAACAAAACCAAACUGCCCCUCCAACACAAACUCAACUAUAAUUGGUUCUGGUUCAGGUUCAGGCACAAACAUACUUCUACUAAAACUGCCCCACUUUCCCUCCUCAAUUGAAUCACACUCCUCAAUUAUGGCACUCCAGCUUAGAAGACUACUUGCGGCUGCAUUCGGAUACACGCCACAACAAGUUCGCGCCUUGUCUCAAUUGGGCUUUGGAGCCUGUUGCAGUUCCAUUGCUUCCCCUGACUCCUCUGAUUAUGGGGAUGGAACUAAACCCCAAGAUUUCCAAAGCUGGCCUAAUGGAGGUGGGUCUUUUCACAAGUCUGCCAGCAUUGACCCAACAGCUUUUGUGGAGUUUGGUGCUGUUGUGCAUUCCAAGUCCGUUGUGGGUGAGCAUGUUUGUAUUGGUUCCGGAGCUGUUAUUGGACCUGGUGUUUCAGUUGGGCAAUCGACCAAAAUAGGCUACAAUGUUUCACUUAGUAAUUGCACUAUAGGAGAUUCGUGUAUAAUCCACAAUGGCGCAUGCAUCGGUCAAGAUGGAUUUGGGUUUAUGGUGGAUGAGCAUGGCAAUAUGUUAAAGAAGCCUCAGAUGCUGAAUGCUAGGAUAGGGAACUGUGUGGAGAUUGGUGCAAAUACAUGCAUUGACAGGGGUAGUUGGAGAGAUACAGUUGUAGGAGAUCAUUCGAAGAUUGAUAAUUUAGUUCAGAUUGGUCAUAAUGUAGUUAUUGGGGAGAAUUGCAUGCUUUGUGGUCAAGUUGGGAUUGCAGGCUCAGUGACGGUAGGAGACUAUGUGACUAUGGGAGGAAGGGUAGCAGUUCGUGACCAUGUCUCCAUUGUAUCAAAGGUACGGCUUGCUGCUACUAGCUUUGUCACAAGGGACAUUAAAGAACCUGGAGAUUACGGUGGCUUCCCAGUUGUUCCAAUUCGCGAGUGGCGAAGACAAGUUGCAAUCCACAGUCGGACAUCAACAAAGCGGAACUCUUGGUUCCCCAUGUUGUGUAUCGAAUCCUAGUUAGUAAACCCACCUUCAAUUCUGCACUUGCAUUCGAUAUUGAUUUGCGAACAGCUCUCCACACUUGUGGAUUGGCAUCCAUAUAAUCAAUCACCGUACGCCGUCUGCUUCUGCCAGUUCCUUGAUGAAAAGGAGGAAAUCCGUGCUGGACUCGAGACUUUGCUUCUGCAGUACAUGGUUGGGAACUUGGGAUACUAGCUGGGCAUUCCUUUUCAAAAAGACAAAACCAAUAGAGAAAGCUAUGAAGGAAUAGAGAAAGGAAGGAAAACAUAACUGUAUAGAAAGGAAUAGAAAAAAGUAGAUAACAGAGUAUCAUAUUACGCAUCGUAUCAGUUUUGAAGUUUGAUGUUGUUAGAACUUAGAAAUGCCCAAAACUGUUACUUUUUCUUGUUUACAGUCAUCUCAUUCUUUCUUAUUUGACUGAGGAGUAUGGUUGAAAAUAUAAAUAUGCACAAAAAUUUUCAGGUGUGCCUAGCUGUGUCGUGAGGGAUAUUAAAGAACCCGGAGAUUAGGAUGGCUUCCCAGCUGUUCCAAUCCGCGAGUGACCAACACAAGUUCCAAACCACAGUCGAACAUCAAAAUAGCAGAACCCCUUCCUAUAUAUCACUAGAAAGGAACCAGAUGUAGUUUUCUACAUUUUUAGACCGAGUUGAAGCCAAUUUACACCAGGCUUCCGCUAGUAGCAGUCCUACUUGUCCGAAACAGAGAUGAUCCUAUGACAACAAAGAUGAAGAAGCCACAGCAGAAAAGAGGCAACUACAAAAAAAUUAUAUAUACAUAUAUCCUUUUGCUUGUUUAUGCAAUUUUGAUAACUCUAAUGCCUUUGCAAACUAAGUAUAGAUGAACUAAUAGCAUAAUUAAUCCAGAUGUCAAUCAGAUAGUAAUGAAAGCAGAUCAAUUGACCGAAUUAACUAUGCUGUUUAUGCAACAAAUGAAGCAAAUCACAACUUCUGAAGGAACAUGGCCAAUAGCAGAGUCGACCUUCCCCCUUUUGGCAGUUUUCUCCGGCACUGCUCCUCUCUCCGUUAAUUUCUUCUCAAACUUUUCUACCUUCCUAACAGUAAAAUGCUUUGAUUUUGUCAUGGUGCCGAGCUGUGCGUGCGUUGCAGGUUAUUAAACUUUCCCCUUUUCUUCAAACUGCAAGAGCUUCUAUUCAAUUAAGAGAAUGAAGAGAAUCGUGUCAGGAUUCUAUUAGAUCCAAGUGUUGCUCCAACUCAGUUUCAAUGGAAAUCUCCAGUACAGUUCUUGCCAGUUUAUAUCAGAAACCUUGGUAACAUCCAAUGUGGCAUAUAGCGGAGGGGUUGCUCUAAUUUACGGGAUUGUUCUAUAUGAAAUUGAGAAAGGGAAGAGGGGGCGAAAAGUAGAGCUU
Messenger RNA from Rosa chinensis, 2486 nucleotides. Its product is annotated as probable UDP-3-O-acylglucosamine N-acyltransferase 2, mitochondrial. The transcript is spliced from 15 exons. Lineage: Eukaryota; Viridiplantae; Streptophyta; Magnoliopsida; Rosales; Rosaceae. The record is from RefSeq and is a predicted model, not a curated record. Bases 236 to 1117 code for a protein of 293 amino acids. Gene Ontology annotation, biological process: lipid A biosynthetic process.